Gastrolobium bilobum is the source of this 2970-nucleotide messenger RNA. Its product is annotated as pentatricopeptide repeat-containing protein At1g73710. NCBI's taxonomy places the organism in Eukaryota, Viridiplantae, Streptophyta, Magnoliopsida, Fabales, Fabaceae. The record is from RefSeq and is a predicted model, not a curated record. The transcript has a single exon. The coding region runs from base 1 to 2970 and encodes 989 amino acids. Gene Ontology annotation, molecular function: protein binding.
AUGUCAUCUGCAGAUAUAUUCCCUGUAAGUUCUUCUUCUUCUUCUUCUUCUUCAUUGUCUUCUUCUAACUUUGUUGCCAACUUUUUCACCAAACCUCUCUGGGUUCAGUUGUCACCACUCAACACAAGGUGGGUAUGUCCACGUAUUCGUUGUUGCCAUUCAAAGACUCUACCUUUGCCCACCAAUUCUUCUUCCUCCAUGCAUGGUAGGAAGAAGAAGAAGAAGAACUAUGGUGGUGUGUUGCCUUCAGUAUUGAGGUCAUUGGAGCUGGCUCAUGAUGUUGAAGAGGCUCUUGAUUCCUUAGAUGAGAAUCUGGGUCCAAAAGAAAUCACUGUUAUCCUCAAAGAACAGCGUAGCUGGGAACGUGUUGUGAGGGUUUUUGAGUGGUUCAAGUCACAGACAGGGCACGUUCCCAAUGUAAUUCAUUAUAAUGUGGUGCUUAGAGCACUGGGUAAAGCUCAACAAUGGGAUCAAUUGAGGCUUUGUUGGGUAGAUAUGGCCAAAAACGGUGUUUUGCCCACAAACAACACUUAUAGCAUGCUUGUUGAUGUCUAUGGCAAAGCAGGUCUUGUAAUAGAAGCUCUUUUGUGGAUUAAGCAUAUGAGAAUGAGGGGGUUUUUCCCUGAUGAGGUCACCAUGAGUACGGUUGUUAAGGUCUUGAAGGAUGUGGGAGAAUUUGAUAGGGCAGAUAGGUUUUACAAGAACUGGUGUGCUGGGAAAGUUGAGUUAGAUGAUCUUGAUUUGGAUUCUUUAAUGGUUACUAUGAAUAGCUCUAGAUCAAUACCUAUUAGUUUCAAGCAUUUUCUUUCCACUGAGCUCUUUAAGACAGGUGGGAGAAUUCCUGAUUCUAGUUCUAUGACUUCAUUGAAUAUAGAGAAUGUUCCCCAGAAACCUAGGAUAUCUUCCACUUACAAUACCAUGAUUGACUUGUAUGGCAAGGCCGGGCGGCUAAAUGAUGCUGCUGAUGUCUUUGCUGACAUGUUAAAAUCUGGAGUGGCAGUGGAUACAUACACUUUUAACACUAUGAUCUUUAUUUGUGGAAGUCAUGGUAAUUUGGUAGAAGCUGAAUCUUUGCUUGGUAAAAUGGAAGAAAAGGGUAUAUCCCCUGAUACAAAAACUUAUAACAUUUUCUUGUCUUUGUAUGCUAAUGCGGGGAAUAUUGAUGCUGCUCUCUCUUGUUAUAGAAGAAUUAGAGAAGUUGGGCUCUUCCCAGAUGCUGUAACUCACAGAGCUCUUCUUGGUGCUUUAUGCGCAAACAAUAUGGUUCAAGCUGUGGAAGCUUUAAUUGAUGAAAUGGAGAAAUUUUCUGUUUCUGUUGAUGAGCAUUCUGUUCCUGGUAUUGUCAAGAUGUAUAUUAAUGAAGGGGCUGUUGAUAAAGCAAAGGACUUGCUUCAGAAGUUUCAAAUGAAUGUGGGGGAACCAUCAUCAACUAUAUGUGCUGCAAUUAUGGAUGCUUAUGCUGAAAAGGGACUUUGGGCCGAAGCUGAGAACAUUUUUAAUAGGGAAAGGGAAAUGGCAGGACAUACAAGGGAUGUUGUAGAAUACAACGUCAUGAUUAAAGCAUAUGGCAAAGCAGAACUUUAUGAUGAAGCUGUUGUUCUCUUCAAAGGGAUGAAAAAUCACGGGACUUGGCCGAAUGAUUGCACUUAUAAUUCUAUUAUUCAAAUGUUAUCAGGUGCUGAUUUUGCAGACCAAGCAAAGGACCUCGUGGUUGAAAUGCAGGAUAUGGGGUUUAAGCCACAUUGUCAAACUUUUUCUGCUCUUAUUGGAUGCUAUGCUCGCCUUGGUCAGCUUUCUGAUGCAGUCAGUAUGUACCAGGAAAUGCUAAAAGCCGGAGUAAAACCAAAUGAGGUUGUUUAUGGAUCUUUAAUAAAUGGAUUUGCAGAAUUUGGUAGUCUUGAAGAGGCACUUCAAUAUUUCCAAAUGAUGGAAGAAUCUGGAAUAUCAGCAAAUUUAGUUGUGUUAACAUCCCUUCUAAAGUCUUAUUGUAAGGUUGGAAACUUGGAAGGAGCAAAAUCCAUCUAUGAGCGAAUGCAGAACAUCGAAGGGGGUCUUGAUUUAGUUGCUUGCAAUAGUAUGAUUCGCCUCUUUGCAGAUCUUGGCUUGGUAUCCGAAGCCAGGUUUUCUUUUGAAAAUUUGAGAGAAAAGGGCUUGGCAGAUGAAGUUUCAUAUGCAACAAUAAUGUAUCUUUAUAAAGAUGUGGGCAUGCUUGAUGAGGCCAUUGAGAUUGCAGAGGAGAUGAAACUGUCAGGUUUACUAAGGGAUUGUGCAUCAUUUAAUAAGGUACUAGUGUGUUAUUCCACUAAUGGACAAAUUUAUGAGUGUGGUGAACUAAUACAUCAGAUGAUAUCUCAGAAGCUCUUGCCAAAUGAGGGAACUUUUUAUGUGUUAUUUACUGUAUUAAAGAAGGGAGGGAUUCCAAUUGAAGCAGUGGAACAAUUAGAGUCAUCUUACCAGGAGGGAAAACCUUAUGCUCGACAAGCAAUCUUGACUUCUUUGUACUCUUUAGUUGGUAUGCAUGCUUUGGCACUUGAAUCUGCUCAAACAUUCAUAGAAUCUGAGAUUGAUCUUGACUCAACCGCUUUUAAUGUGGCAAUUUAUGCAUAUGCUUCAGCUGGAAAUAUUGAUAAGGCCUUGAAUAUAUAUAUGAAAAUGCGGGAUAAGCAUGUGGAACCAGACCUUGUAACUCAUAUUAAUCUGGUAGGUUGUUAUGGAAAAGCUGGCAUGGUUGAAGGUGUGAAACGGAUAUAUAGCCAAAUAGAAUAUGGAGAUAUUGAGCCAAGUGAGUCUUUGUUCAACGCUAUUAUAGAUGCCUAUAAUAUUUGCAAUAGGAAGGACCUUGCUGAGUUAGUUAGCCAAAAGAUGAAAUUCACAUUCAAGUCAGAAGAAGAUUCUGAAAUUGAAAGUGAAACUGAAUAUGAAAUGGGAAGUGAAGCUGAAUAUGACUAUGAUUCUGAUGAAGCAUAUUAA